Molecule: messenger RNA, 687 nt
Organism: Cariama cristata (Red-legged seriema)
Lineage: Eukaryota; Metazoa; Chordata; Aves; Cariamiformes; Cariamidae
Product: leukotriene A-4 hydrolase-like
Exons: 5
Biological process (GO): peptide catabolic process; leukotriene biosynthetic process
Cellular component (GO): nucleus; cytosol
Molecular function (GO): aminopeptidase activity; leukotriene-A4 hydrolase activity; metallopeptidase activity
Source: RefSeq, a predicted model, not a curated record
GUAUGAUAUGACGCUAGCAAAUGCUUGUGUUGCCUUGAGUGAAAGAUGGAUCAAAGCAAAAGAGAGUGAUUUGGGCUCAUUCAGCUCAGCAGACCUGAAGGAAAUGUCAUCUCAUCAGUUGAUUGAGUUCCUGGCACUGUUGCUUCUGGAGGCUCCUCUUCCAGUUUCACAUGUCCAACGAAUGCAGCAAGUGUAUGACCUCAAUGCUAUAAACAAUUCUGAAAUAAGAUUCAGAUGGCUGCGCCUCUGUAUCAAGUCCAAGUGGGAAGAAGCUAUUCCUCUGGCUCUAAAAAUGGCAACAGAUCAGGGCAGGAUGAAGUUUACUCGACCCUUGUUCAGGGACCUUUACAGUUUUGACAAGAGUCGAGAUCUGGCUGUCAAGACAUUUCUGGAGCAUAGAGCCUCUAUGCACCCAGUCACUUCAAUGCUUGUGGGCAAAGAUUUGAAACAGGAUCAAUGAGAAAUUUACUGAUUUCUUUGAAAUUUUCUCAUGCUGAAAGAAGAGACUGAUUCCACAAACUGUUGAUACGCGUGCUUGAUUAUGUCAUGAAAUACUCGGCUGCUUUGGUACUAGUUUAGCUUGAAAUGAACUUUCCAAAUCAAAUUCAGUACUUUCUAUUUUGCAUUUCCAAGUAAAACGGCAAAAUUUCUAGAUCUCUGGAAUUGGGAAAAUGAUUUUGUAACAAG